CCUUCAGAGGCGACUGAAUCCGGACGUCGUAACGUAAAAAUCAUGACGUCACGCGCACGCUCCCGCCCGCGCGUUGAGUUUUUCCCGCCCUUCCCGUAACGUCACACGCACUCCCCCACCUACACGCGCAGCCCGGGCUCUCGCGGAACCUCCUGUCGCCCACCCCCGCACGUAGGCGUGCGCGCCCCGGCUCGAGGAUCCGUGCGCGCUCCCGCCCGCCCUCCCUCCCUCCGGGGUUGAGGCGGCUCCGGGGCCCGCCCGACAUCUCUCCAUCCCCGACGGAAGGAGCAGAACGUCAACUAGGGAUGCUCCCGCCCGGAGGCGAAGGAGCGGCGGCGGCCAAGGGCAUCCGCGCAGAGGAGGGCAUGGCGGCAACGCGGACCUAAAGAUGGAAAGAUCUGGGAGAGGAGGUGGAGGUGGAGGCAGGAAUGCUGGAGGGGGCUCCAGUGUCAGCAGAAGUGGCCUUUAUGCCCAGGCUCAGCAGUCCCCGUGUCCACACUACCCCCCACCCACCGGCACUCCCGUCUGCCAAACUGGAACCGCCGUGGAGAUCCAGGAGCUGGCCUCAAAGCGGGUGGACAUCCAGAAGAAGAGGUUCUACCUCGAUGUCAAGCAGAGUCCCCGCGGCAGAUUCCUGAAGAUUGCAGAGGUCUGGAUAGGCCGCGGCCGACAGGACAACAUCCGCAAGAGCAAACUGACCCUCUCGCUGUCCGUGGCGGCGGAGCUGAAGGAGUGCCUGGGGGACUUCAUCGAGCACUACGCCCACCUGGGCUUGAAAGCCCACCGGCUAGAGCACGGCCACGACCGAGAGCAUGAUGCCAGGAGGCGACCACAGCCCUCAGCACCGUCCCCGCCGGCUUCCGUGGUGUCUGAGGAGCACCCUCACAGCGUUCUCAAGACAGACUACAUCGAAAGAGACAAUAGGAAGUACUAUCUGGAUCUGAAGGAAAACCAGCGGGGACGUUUCCUCAGGAUUAGGCAGACCCUGACCCGAGGCCCCGGAGGGAUGGGUUACUUUGGACACACUUUGGGCCAAGAACAAACCAUUGUCCUUCCAGCCCAGGGAAUGAUUGAGUUCAGGGAUGCCUUGGUCCAGCUCAUCGAAGAUUAUGGUGACAGUGACCUAGAAGAACCCCAGAGAGGAGGGGAAGAGGAGCCCCUCGAGCUCCCAGAGGGUACAUCCUUCAGGGUGGACAACAAGAGGUUCUACUUUGAUGUGGGCUCCAACCGCUAUGGCGUUUUCCUGAAGCGAGCAGCUUUGGAAUCAGAGGACUUAUGUUCAAAUCCUGGCUCCAAAACCUUCUUUAUGGUAAUCGAAGCCAAGGGCAAACCUCAGGAUCAUUGAGAAAGGUAAACGAAUGUGACUUUGUAAGCUCACAGAAAAUCAUUGCCUUCCCUAAUAAACACUAAUUGCUGAGUGAACUAGGCAUUUCUCUUUUUUCUGCUAUGGUUUGGCCCAGGAAAUUGAUUGGAGGUUCUAAAUUAGCUAUAGUUUAUCUACUCUAUAGUCAUCAAGAGUCUGUUUGAGCAACUUGGAGCUUUUUAAACUCAAGGGAAAGUGGCUUCCCUGCUGUCUGCUCAGGACACCAUUCCAAGAAAAAGCCACCCUCAGUUUAUACUGAAUGUUGGUAUUAUAGAUAGGAACUCAGGCCUAACCAAGAAGCCCCAUUAAUUCAUUGUUCUCACAUUUGUCUGUCUGCCCACGCAUAGCUUUCAACCCACUAGGGAGAUUAGAUCCAUGCACGACCCAUUAUGGCUCCAGAGUCUCCCAGUCUGAUUUCUGAUCCCUUCCUAGACAGAUCUUGGGCUUAAUCCCUUGAUUUCCUUGACUUUUACUAUAACUAAACUCCUUAGGCUGGAUCACCAGCUUCUCCCAUUCUGCUUACUCUCGGGCCUCCAAAUUGCCUUGUCCUUCCUUCUCUAAUAUCUGGCUUGUUGCCCUCACUAAUCCUGGACUACCACUUUACUCCUUCCUAGGCUUUAUCUUGAAUCAUGGAGCUGGCCUCCAGAUUCUGCAGGCCAAAUUCACUUCAAAGUUGAAAACAUUUUAUAAAAUGCAUACUUUUUAUGUGCUAACUACUGGGGAGCACAAAGGUAUAUGAUUAACUCUCCCAGCCCUAAGGAAAUUUAGACUUAUGCACAUUUUAACUUCUUUCCAUCCCAAAUUCAUUAGGAUUAGAAUAAAUCAAAUGAGUGUUAUAUAAAAAAAAAAUAAUAAUAAAAAUGUCAUUUAAAUAGCCUAAUAUAUAUAAAUAUGUGAAAUAAUGUAAUAUUAAUUAAAAUGUCAUUUUAAAGAUUAUAAUAAAUUAGAUCUUGCUUUCUACAAGAACAAGAAGGAACCUUAGGUCUUUUCCACAUCUCAACCCAUGAUAUCAUAAUAUUCCUUCAUCUAACCCCUUCCCAUUUUGCACAUAAGGAAACAGACCCGAGAAGGUUAAGUAACUGGUUAUUUGCUCAAUGAUAGGAGAAAGACUGGAAUUAACUUCACUCAAGGCAAGACCAGUUUUCAGAUGUAUUUGAAACUUUAGGUUCUUAAUGUCCACAGCUACCAAGAUUGAUCCAUGAAAGAAAGACUUUUCCUAUCCAAAGGUAUGUUGUGCAGGAUCAGUGGGGCACAGUCCUUGGGCCCUGUACCCUUCUUUAACUUUGUUGGCUAAGCCUCCAAGGAUUCAUAAUGAAUCUCCUAGCAUGACCUAAGUAGGUUAUGACAAAUUGUAUGUUGAGUGUUAAGACAGUGACAGUCACAAAAUAGCUCCUGAUCUCAGGAACUCCCACUCUAUGGGAGAGACAACAUAUACACAUUUAAAUAUAUAGAGAAAAAAAGAAUAAAGAUCACCAAAGACCCUUGCAAACCUAGGAAGAUAGUAUUGUUCUAGCCACAUUUCACAUCAGCAUCAAUUUUUUGAUGAUGAAAUCAAUUUGUUGCCUUUUUUCCAACAUAAAGAAACUGCAUGAGGGACUCAGGCAAAAUGGUGGGUGUACUUUAAAUUGUCUAAUAGAACAGUGGAAAGAAGUAACCACAGCUGCCUAUUUAAGUCUGUUUAUUAGUAUCAAAUGAGGGACAAAAUGGGGGUACAUGAUCCCUAAUAGUAUUGAGCAUUGUCAACAAGGACUUCCAAUGAAGAUGAAAGAGCUAAUUCCAAUUUAUUGUGAGGUCUUCUCCUGAAACUGGCUUUUGGAUGAUGGGGUGCUGACUACAUCAAGUCUAGAAACCCUAUAGAGCAUCCCAAGUGAGACUUGUAGUCACUCAAUAGAGUUUGAGCACAAUAAGCAUAUGGGAAAAUCCAAAUGGUUGAAAAAUGCAUCCCAAGUAUGAAAUGCUAUAGAAUGGACAGCCCAUAGAGCUUGUAACUGGGGCAGACACUGCAAAUGGAUAGUGAGAAGACCCAGGAUCAAAAAGAAAGAGAAGGACAGACAGAACUAUCUUUGAUGGAUUGCUAUAUUCUUUUAAAGACCCCAAGAUUUCCCUGAAACAAAAGUCCAUCUUUUGAACACCAGUGUUUCUCCAAUGACAUUAGAUAAAUUAUGGAAUCCUUUUUUCAAAAAAUUGGAAUUGAUGAUCAUUCAAAGAGCCAUGGAGAGGCACCCAUGGGGUGUGUCUCCAAGCUGCAGUAUAAUAGAAACCAGGUGUUUUGCCAAAAAAAAAAAAAAAAGUGCCAUAGACUGUCAUUAGAGGGAUUCAGAGCUAGAGGCAACCCAUAAACAUUCACAUACUCUCUUGGUCUCCAUGCAACAUCACAAAAACUGAAGGAAUGACCCAAGCAUAUUACAUUUACCCCUAUGGCAGAUUCAUGGGAAUAUAUGGACAAGAAUCACCCAGGAUGGGAACCCACAUGGAUAGAAUCACAAAUCUAUUGUGAAGGAAGGGGGCUAGAAAAGUAGAAUAGGCUGUUCCUACAUUUAGGAUUUUUAAAAGUCUGCCUUUGACAAGUUUUUUGUUGUCCAUAAUUUUCAUUUGCUUCCCCACACAUUUUAUGCAUGCCAUUUCAACUUGUUCACUGAUACUAAUGCCCACGAUCCCAGAGACCCAUCCAUCACACGCUGCACAGACUUAACCCGCUGUAUGGGUUUGUAUGCAGUCUCAUUGCAGAAACUUGAAGAGCCUGCUUAUGGAAGGGUAACUGUGGCCUUUCUCAUGCACACUUUCUCAUCCCAAGCAGGAGCACGAUCUCCGGAGUGGUCAAGAACCACAGGGGCUCUAUCCAUUGGAGCAAGCUCUGUCAUGCUUCUCUGGUCAGGAAGAAUCCUGGUAAGGUCUUUCUCUGGAGAGAAUGCACCAAGCUUUCUAGUCACAAGAAUAGUAGAGUUUGGCAUCCUAGGAUCCCUGUUUUUAGACAAACAUAACUAUUCUAGUUUCUAAGGGUCUUCAGAGGUGCAACACUUCCCCCAAUUACAUGUAAAAAAACAUUUUCACAUUUGUUUUUUUAAACUUUUGAGUUCCAAAUUCUCUCUCCCUCCCUUGCUUCUCUCUCUACCAAUUGAGAAAGCAAGUUGAUAUUGAUUAUAUGUGUGCUGUCAUGUAAAACAUUUAUAUAUUAGUCCUGUUGUCAUCACUGUUUUUUUAGUCAUUUUAAAGAACUGUUGUCCUCAUGGUUUGAGGAGCUACCAGACCAGUAGCUAAAGAGAUACUAACUACAUUCCACCUGUGCUACUGGUCUGUAUUUUGUUAGUGCCUAACUUGUAAUGACUAGACAAUCCAUAGACAUCUGUAUCUGAAUUAAUGUGUGUUAAUAUGUGAAUUUGAAAGCCCCAAAAUGGAUGGCUGGUGGUAAAUGUGUUAUGUAUGUGUGUACCUACAUGUAUAUGUAUAACACACUUAUGCAGUACCUACCAUGUGCCAAGUGCUAAGUCAUGGGUGCAGAAGCCAAUUAAAUUCCAGGAAAUAGCCCAUGAAAUGAAAGAUGCCCCAUAGCAGUUGUAUGAAGGUUUACCAAAAAUUGUCUGCUCACGUUUGUGUUAGAACUUCUGACAGUGUCUGUUGGAUUGAAGAAAUUCUAAUCAGUCUUUCUUUCUGUGUCUGAUCUUCUGAUCACAUAGGUGAUCUAUAUAUACUAGAGAUAGAGCUUGCCUGCUGAACAGCCAUACUCUAUCUCAGUCCAAAAGUAGCUCCUCUACUUUGACAAUUGAGCAUUGUCAACAAGGACUUCCAAUGAAGAUGAAAGAGCUAAUUCCAAUUUAUUGUGAGGUCUUUUCCUGAAACUGGCUUUUGGAUGAUGGGGUGCUGACGACAUCAAGUCUAGAAACCCUAUAGAGCAUCCCAAGUGAGACUUGUAGUCACUCAAUAGAGUUUGAGCAAAAUAAGCAUAUGGGAAAAUCCAAAUGGUUGAAAAAUGCAUCCCAAGUAUGAAAUGCUAUAGAAUGGACAGCCCAUAGAGCUUGUAACUGGGGCAGCCCAUGUUUAAUAAUCUCUUCCUUCUGAAUAGUCAACCAUACUUAACUCCACUGGGCUCCAACAUGCUCUCUACAGCACGAGACAUUUUUCCUGUCAGUAAUCUAGGCCUGAAUUUGACUUGAACCAAAUCUUAAAUUGUGUGAGUAGAUAUCAAGGGGCAUGUGAAUUUGGGUGGGAAAAUAGAUACAUUGUAAUUUCCACUGACCUUUAGUGAACUUAGAUAUUUUCAUUUAUAAAUUAAAAACAUGAUUAUAAGAAGAGAUCCGUAGGCUUCAUUAUUGACCAUCCAAGGGGUCCGACACAUAAAAAGGAUGAAGGACUCCUGCUUGCCAUCUUCACAAGACUCCCCUUCCUGAGAGUGAUGGCCAAAAGUUCAUGACAGCCCUUGUGUGAUUCACCUGCCUGGAGAGCUGUGGUCUCCCUCAGGAAAUCAGCACGACUGUGGGGUGGAGACAUGUCCUCCACAUGAGUCAUCAGCAAGUGUACUUUUAUGAGGAAGAACUAACACAAUGAGUGUCUUUGCUUGUACUCUUGGAGGGAAGAUGCAAUUUCAAGGGACUAAUGAAAUACUCAGCUCAGCCAUAAGCAGUUGGUAUUAGUAGAAAUAUGAAAGGGAAAGAGAGACCAUUCUGCCCACAGCCAUCAAGGAUUUUUUCACAUUUAACUAGGAAUGAGCAGCCCUUUAGUUUCUUUAUUGAGUAAGUGUACACAUUUAUCAUUUUAAAAUUGUAUUUUAAGAAAUAUAAGGGGUACAAAGGAGAAAAAUUAAUUUUUGUUAAUUUUUUAAAAUUAUUUUUUAUUAAAAGAAAUAUUCCUAGUUCUCAACCUGAAGAAUACCAGAGUUAUAAACAUUUUCUCCAAUACCUUUGCAAAUUAACGUGGUUCAUUCUCCCUUCUUUAACCAAUUUCCCAAUAUGAUCUUCAUAAUUGUCAGAAUCCCUAGUGAAAUCUACUUUGAAAAGACAGAAUUUAAUUCUGAAUGAGUCUUCUUCAUUAGAAAUAUGAAUAUCACUAGUUCUUAUUACCAGUGAGGAACAGGUUUUAUUCACUAAGAUUAUCUUAGCCUUCAGCGGUAGGGAAUUAGCUCUUUUUCUCAUGGGUAUUACAUGUUAGAGUCAGGCUGUGCCAUGGUUAAUCAUCUGAGGCAGAAGACAAGUCGUUUCUGAACACAUCUCCCAACCAAGCACCCCAAAUGCUCUCCCUGUACAGGCCAGGUUGUCCUUUCUCUGCAUUAAAGGACUGUUCAGGAUUCUUUAGUUCUGUUGAGUGUGGGUAUUCCCUUCAUCAGCCUUCCCAUGCCUUGGUCCACAUUGAGUUAGAAGAAUGCCACAAAAAGCUUAUCAAGAGGGUGCAAGAAAUAUUUGGUAAAUUACUCAUUGGUGUGUUGAAAUCACACUAGAGAUUUGCUUCUCAUCCUCAGUAAUAUCCUCUGAAAUGUCUUUAAAUUUCAGUAGUGAGACUCUCUCUCUCCUUGAAUUUAUAUUUUGUUUCCUUAAGUUUUUAACAUGGUCACUUUGGCCUGAACUGAUUUCCUUUUGAGUUCUAGUUCUGAUCUCCUAAGAACAAAGCUAUCAGGCACUAUGUCUAUUGUUCUAAAUUGUAUCCAGCUUUUGUACUUCAUAAAGUAAAACAAAGAGGGUGCCUUUGCAGUAGCAUCGAGCUCAUUUUUGCCCUUCUGCCUUUUAUGUAAGCAUUGCUCAUGACCUCUUGCCUUAACUGUAGUCAUAGCCUUCAGGCUGGGGGUCUAUGCUUAUCUCUCUUCUCCAGUCUGUCCUUCUGAGAACCACCGAGACGUCUUUCUAAAGCACAUCUGUAGUCAUAUCCCUCCCCUAGGAACAAGAAUUCAUAAUACAGAUUCUUCUGCGCCAUAGCUGUGACCAAUUUUUCCAGCUUUCUUACUCUCUAAACCCAAUCAUUCUUCCUGGGCAGUAGCUGGUCCCUGAUCCUCUCCUAACUGGUACAAGGCAUCCUUCAUGCCUGUAGGGCGCUGACUUACCAUCUUCUGCGGUUACUAUAGGCAGUCUUCUCCCUCAAGAACUAGCUAGGGGCUUCUCUAGGAAGCCUGCCCUUCUUCCUUCCCCAACUUUCCCCGAAAAUAAGCUCUGCUCUCCUUGCCCUGAUCUUGUCUCAUCUCAGGAGGUGUUGGCCUUGCCACCCAGUCAGAUUAAGGUCAAAAACUUGGCAGCCAAAGGGCCAGGGCCCGGCCGGCAUUCUUAGGGUUUUUGCUACCCAGUGCACAUUCUGCUCGUGAAAAGGGGAGCCACUAGGGACCUGGCAGGCUCCUAGUUUGUUCUACAAAAGAGUCGUCUGAAUCCUAAACUCAUCCCAAUCCUCUCCUCUCCAACCAUGUAACAAUCCCUGGACCAUUGCUUUGAAACCCACACAUCCCCUCUUCCUCCUCAGAACCACAGUUAAGUGUUGUGCCCAAACACCUUGUAUUUGCACAAUACUUAUGAGUGCCAAUAAUAAUUCUUUGAGAAAGGGACCUUUCAUUUUUGGCCUCUUCCCCAGUUUCUAAGAUUCAUUCACAUGGAGAUUUCCCACACAGUGACAUUUAUCAUUUCCUUUGUUCCCAUUCUUGUGGCUUGGUUCCCUAAUGUCCUAUGAUAUUCACUCAUUGUAACUUUCCACUGGUUAUCUAUGUAAAUGCUUUGCUCAUAAAGACUAAUAACCAAUAUUUUCAAAAACAUUGAUUCCAUUACCCUUUUUAGGAAUGAGCUAGAGUUAAAAGGCUCAUGUCUGACCCUGCAUCUUACAGCCUUAUUUUAUUUAUUGUGUCUAAUCUGCUAAAGAUUUUUUAAGAGAGAGAGAAAACACAAGCAUAAUGUAUAAUCAGAAUGCUAAAAAUUGGCUAUCUGUAAGCCAUUGUGAAAAAGGAGGUCUUUUAUGAGCCUCUUCUAGGAUCUCUGUGUCAAAAUAUUCAAGAAGCUUGCCAAAACAGCUCUUAAUGAUGCUUUUCAGGCCUUACAGGGAUGCAGGAGCUAAAUUAGGAAUUGAAUAAUCACAGUUGCAAAGAUCUUUAAAUGUUAUGAAAAGCUGUGUUAUUUUUUGAAAGUUGUAAUUAUUUUCUGGAAAUUGUCUUAUGCUAGAUUUGUGAAAUUCAGUGACCUUAAAAAAAAAAAAAAAAAAAAAA
Messenger RNA from Sarcophilus harrisii (Tasmanian devil), 8525 nucleotides. RefSeq names its product purine rich element binding protein G (gene PURG). Gene Ontology annotation, cellular component: nucleus. The transcript is spliced from 3 exons. Lineage: Eukaryota; Metazoa; Chordata; Mammalia; Dasyuromorphia; Dasyuridae. The record is from RefSeq and is a predicted model, not a curated record. The coding region runs from base 389 to 1345 and encodes 318 amino acids. Gene Ontology annotation, biological process: regulation of transcription by RNA polymerase II. Gene Ontology annotation, molecular function: purine-rich negative regulatory element binding; DNA-binding transcription factor activity, RNA polymerase II-specific; RNA polymerase II transcription regulatory region sequence-specific DNA binding.